Messenger RNA from Marchantia polymorpha subsp. ruderalis, 648 nucleotides. The record is from the annotation of a GenBank genome assembly. NCBI's taxonomy places the organism in Eukaryota, Viridiplantae, Streptophyta, Marchantiopsida, Marchantiales, Marchantiaceae.
CCGCACAGGGUCGACAUUCCUUCCGAUAUGGCACUUCAGAAGUCUACUUGAACGAUAAGUCCGGAUGAUACUGUGAGUCUCACGUACAGACAACUGAAUGUAUAUUAUUUAUAAUAUAAACCAUGCUGGACCUUGUUGUCUUUCGGUCAGGUUCAAUAUGCGAUAGCAGCUCCACCGUAGCUGCUGUCUUCGAGAUCCCCGAAGGUCCUCUACAUCUAUGUGGAUAAUACAACGAAUGACUGUGGACUUCGGUGUCAAAAUUGCAUGCUUGAGCUCUGGAGAUUCAGAUGCUCUGGUUUCGGGAGCUCUUGAGUUUCUCAGAUCGGGUGAACAUCCGAUUGUGAGUUUUUUACAUGGAGUGUAAAGCUUAAAUCUGUUCCCAGAGAUACUCCCUGUAGUCUUUAGAAAGCUCCAUCAGACUCUCAUUAUUCAAGGUGCUAAAUUCAGGGAGAAUUUGAUUCUGGUUUGUAUUUGGUAUCCCAAUUAAGUCAGCACUUCACAAAGCAAAAUUGUUGUGUCAGUUCUCAAGAGUGUCCAAUAUUUUACAGAAAAUCAAAUAAAGUAAUUUAGCGGGUAUUUUCAAUGGGCUCUCGGGCUAUCGCACAUCGUUUAGUUUGUAAAAUGCCUUGCCCUGAUUUAUAUGGUCGG